CAGAUUUUGAUGAAGAUUUUUAUUAUUGUUUAUGUGAUCGUUAUUAUCAAGUUGCAAUUGAAGCUAUUAAAGAAACUUUAAUUGAAGAAAUUAGCAGUGAUGAAUCAGAAAAAUUAGAUAAUUUUAUUGAAAUUCUUUUACUUAAAUUUAAUGAAGAAGAAUUUCACAGUGCUAUUAGAAUUUCUAUUAAAUUACAUCUAGAACACAAUACUUUAUCUAAUAUAUUAAAUAUGAUUAAAAAUAAAGCUUCACAAUAUGCUAUUCUUGAUGAUCAAGGAAUUCAAGAGAUUAUUUUAAAUUUGCUUAGAAACAAGAAAGUACAAUUAUCUGUUGGGUUAGAAAUUCUUAAAGAAUCUGCCACUAAAACAAAUACAUUAAAAAGAUCUUUAACACAAGAUUUAAAUGUAAUAGCUGUAAUUAAAGAAACUAGUAAACAAUUAAAAAGGACUGAACAAAUAAAUGAGAUUUUUGAUAAAAAAAAAAUCUGA
This is a messenger RNA of Funneliformis geosporum, 488 nucleotides long. Lineage: Eukaryota; Fungi; Glomeromycota; Glomeromycetes; Glomerales; Glomeraceae. The record is from the annotation of a GenBank genome assembly.